Bradysia coprophila is the source of this 1873-nucleotide messenger RNA. RefSeq names its product cytochrome c oxidase subunit 6B2-like. Gene Ontology annotation, cellular component: respiratory chain complex IV; mitochondrion. Gene Ontology annotation, molecular function: 3'-5' exonuclease activity; 5'-3' exonuclease activity. Lineage: Eukaryota; Metazoa; Arthropoda; Insecta; Diptera; Sciaridae. The record is from RefSeq and is a predicted model, not a curated record.
GAUAUAGAAAUUCAACCUAACAAAAACAAACAAAAAAUCUAUAGUCGUCCGAAGUGUCACACACUCGUAUUCAUCGUCGCUGUGGCCAUUUUGUCAUAUCCGAAAACUCAGAUAGAAAAUCGUCUUGAAAAACCGAAACUUUCAACAUCUAAUUCCGAGGAUCACAUUUAACGUCUACAAAGAGGAGAGAUCGAAAGUCAUUCGACGAAAUUAUAAUUCAACUGGAUGUGCAUAUGUAAAAAAGGAUUCAAAUUGUAGAACGCAGCGCCCGUUCAAUAAAAGCGAAUAUUAACGGAUUGAGAUAAAAGAAACAGUAAAGAAACAAUGUCCUCGGAAUCAUGGUCCCGUUCCUCAUCUUCGCGUUCACGAUAUGACGAUCGAAAGCGUCGAGAUCGACAUUACGAUGAUCACGAUCGCGACUACGACGACCGACGGCGACGUCGACAUAGUCCAGAGCGGGACAGACGUCGUGGCAGUUCGGAACGGGAUCGAUACAGAUCUUACGACGAUGAUCGCGACAGUCGAAAUCGUCGAGGCAAGUCACCCUCACGGCGACAUCGUCAGUCGCGCAGCCGAAGUAGAUCAUCGUCGUACGAAAGCAGCAAGCGUCGCAAAUCGCACAGAGAGCCGUUCCGAUCAGCUGAAAAGAAGUCUUCACAUUCUGCCGAAUUAACGAAUAUCAAAAUAUUGCGGGCCAGUCGUAGUCGCAGUAAGAGCCAAAAUAAAACCGCCGACGAUCAUUCGGAUCGGAAAAACAAUUAUUUCGAAUCAUUUCGUACGACAAAUGUGGAUAACAACUCAUUGAUUGGCAAUAUUGAUGAAAGCGAUUUCGAUCGCGAGAAAAUCCACAAAGAAAUGCAAGAGAGACUCCAGCUGCAUCUGGCCCGUGAAGGAAAAGUGUAUCCACCGCCGAAACCACAAGCAUCCCAUCCGAUAUUCGCCAAUGAUGGUUCAUUUCUGGAAACGUUUAAAAAGUUGCAGGAGCAACAGAAGCAACAUGUCCAUGAUCAUCAUAAAGUUGAGCCAAGUGUUACGGCUAUGCCGGUCGUGCAGCAACAAUAUCAAAAGCCAAUGUUCAGUAAACGGAGGGGCGGAAAAAUUCUGAAGACUGGCAUUGUGCAAAAGACAAAAAUCGCCGACGAAUCCGUUACCGAAGAAACGCCUAAUGAUGCUUGGUCACUGUAUCUGCAAGAAGUGAAGAAAUAUAAGAAUGUGUCUUGUGAUGCCGAUAGUAAAACGCGGCCGCUUGUGAAAUAAAUUUUUACAUUGUUUUUCCUUUUUCAAAUUCAUUUUUUUUGUCAAGUCGUUAAUUGUAAGAUUUUUAUUAUUGUCCCGCAAUAAGCUACACACAUAACACUGAAACAUUGCAAUUAUUCAAAUCCACUUUCAAUUCUUCACAAUAAUUUUACUCAAUUUGUCGAACGAAUGAGUCAAAUCCAUUAAUAAAGACAAAAAAGAAAGAAAAAAAAACCAAAACCAAAAUUUCGAGCAAAAUGAAGCAUCUCAGUAUUUUUUACGAAUUAUUUCCUUAUAGAAUUUCAACAGUUAAUAAAAUAAGUUCUUGCAAUGGCCGCCGAUCAGCAGAUUGUUCUUGAAACAGCUCCAUUCGAUCCACGAUUCCCGAACCAGAACCAGACGCGUUACUGCUAUCAGUCGUAUUUGGAUUUCCAUCGAUGCCAGAAGAUCCGUGGUGAAUCUUAUGAACCAUGCCAAUACUUUAAGAAGGUGUUUUCAUCGAUGUGUCCAAAUGCCUGGGUCGAAAAGUGGAACGAUCAACGUGAGGCCGGUACUUUCGCCGGAAAAAUCUAAAAAAAAAUCGAAUUCAUUAAUCAAAUGUAAUAAUUAAUGUAUUUAGUCAGCAAAUACUAAAAAA